Messenger RNA from Owenia fusiformis, 1654 nucleotides. The record is from the annotation of a GenBank genome assembly. Lineage: Eukaryota; Metazoa; Annelida; Polychaeta; Sabellida; Oweniidae.
GUUCGGUAAUUCAGUCUUGUAUUGAAAACGAGGCCAAUUUUUCAGUUUUCAAAAUUUUCAAAAUUUGUUUGUCGAUUUUCAAUGAAAUUAUGUAGUUCUGUUGAUAUUAGCACUGUUUAACUUAAUUUAACGACGAGGAUAUAUCUCAAGGUUCACCCUUAAGGAGAAACUAAACAGUGGUUUUAAAUUAUGCCUUUUGGGAAACAUUCACCGUUGACCUGUUUGGUGGAGUUUGAUGGAAUCAUCAAAGGGCAGCUCAGGGGAAACAUUGUCACUGAAAUGCUGAAGUAUGUUCUUUACCAAAGACAACAGAUACCUCAGACAUAUGAACAAUUAAAACAACAGGAACAGUUAAAACAACAAGAACAGUCCAAGCAAGAUAAACAACAAGAAGGUGAAACACUUCAGUUGAAGAGAAAGGGACCUCAAAAAUUACAAGUCAGGAAACUCAGCGAGGCUUUAGAAAAUAUUGAGGCCCUGUUUCAUAACAUUAACCAAGCAUUCAGCAAUGUGAACUACAUAAAUCAAGUAGUUAUAACGCUCGGAGGUACUCCAAUCAGUCCGAAAGAGACUUAUAUUAUAAAACUCCCAGGUGGAGUAUUUGAGGGGUCUAUCCUCUCUAAGAAGGAGGUUAUCCAGACACUUUUCAGAACAUUGAUUUCGCAAGAUUUACUUGGAGAUUUCCGUAAUAUGUCAACUACAAACUCAUAUGUAUUAUUACAAGCCCCGAGAAAUAGUGAAAUGCAGUGGUUCGAACCUAAAGCAGCAUACAAACUACCAAAUCGUGGAAAAAUAAUUGAAGUUAGUUUAGUAUGUAAUCAAGGGAGCAAUGCACUGGAAGCAGACCUAACUAAUGUGAGUUCCAGCGAUUUUGAAAUAUCAGGGAUCUCUCCUCUAGAAAUCUCCACUGUGAGUACAGAAGGCACACUAUGUAACAGCUUGAACGAUAUGUCGAUAAAUGACUCAAGUUUUGCAUCCCAAGAUGUUGAUAAAGAAGUGUCACCUAACAGUCCCGAUGCUAUGGCAACAUCUGAUGUUGAAGGACAUGACAGUGAAUUUAUAUGGUACCAGGCACCUGUUUCUGUGAGAGGCUUCAGAGACAAGCGUGCCAGUGCUAAAAUGUCCUCAUGUAUGGAUAUUUGGGCAUGAGUGAGUUUUACGAAUUCCACCACACAAAUAUUAUGUGUUUGUAACUUAUUAGCAUAAGGCUUUUGAAGCAAAGGUUUUCUGUAUAAAUGUGAUAUUAUGUCACCACCAGAAGUGGUGAUGACAGUGUGAAUCAUUAUUGACCGAUAUUAGAUACCAUAAAUUCUUGUAAAAAGACCAUGGACACUUAAUUUAUUAAAUGAAUGAAUUCGAAGCCCCAGUCACUUAAAUUUCAUCUAAUAAUAACAAGUAAUGGCCCUAACUUCAAAUUAACCAAUGAAAUAAACGUGUUGAUACGAUCCAUUGAUAAUUAAUGCUGAGGCAUUUUUAUGAGAGAAUCAGUUUUAUUUUAUGAAUACUGGCCCAUGCUCCCACAUCCUUCACUGCUUAUUGCUUAUAUGCUGGGCUCACUCCUUUUUAUUUAAUGGUUAUUUUAGUUUAGAACUCUAAUCUUUAUAAAGGGUCCUCUAGCGUGUUGAAAUAUUGUGCUCUAUUUCAUCAUUUUGUG